This is a messenger RNA of Ectocarpus siliculosus, 1611 nucleotides long. The record is from the annotation of a GenBank genome assembly. NCBI's taxonomy places the organism in Eukaryota, Phaeophyceae, Ectocarpales, Ectocarpaceae.
AUGCCUCCAGGUGGCAGCAGGUCGCGAUCAUGGCGGCAGGUGAAGGCGAACGCUUUGCCCCCGGGGGUGUCGGUGGGGGACCAAGUGCCGGGUCCCCGAAGCGGAGCGGCGUCAGUCGUCGUGGGAAACAAGCUAUUCAUGUUCGGAGGGUACGGAGGCAGCGGGCGAUUGGACGAUUUCUGGGAGUUCGAUUUUGAAAGUCGAAUCUGGAAAGAGGUGCACUGCCAAGGGCCCUCGCCCGGCGUGCGUGAGAACAAUGGUGUGGUGGAGUACAAAGGCUCUCUCUACCUGUUUGGGGGAUACAACGGGUCGCAAUGGCUCAACGACUUCCACGGUUUUCACAUCGAAACGCGAACUUGGCGAAAAGUGGAGCCCGCGGGGGCGCCGCCGGUUUCACGGUUUGGGUACGUGGCGGUGGUCCACAGCCACUACUUCUGCCUGUUUGGGGGAUACGACGGGACCACUUGGCUAAACGACAUGCACCGGUUCAACUUUGACACGUCCUUGUGGGAGGAGGUGAACACGUCGGGACAGAUCCCGUCCAUCCGGUCGUGCCCCAGCUGGUGCAAGGACGGCGACAACGUCUACGUCUUCGGGGGUUACGAUGGCGUACAGCGGAUGAACGAUUUUUACCGGUGUGAUCUGGAGACGAUGACGUGGGCGCAAAUACCGGGGAUAGGCGAUGUGCCGACCCCGAGAUACUUCCACUCGUGCGCCGUGCACAACGGAUCUAUGUACGUCUUCGGGGGAUACAACGGCUCCGACCGGCUGUGCGACUUCUUCGAGCACAACUUUGACACCGGCACAUGGACAGAGCUUGAGCCUCACGGAGACCUUCCGACGGGAAGAAGCAGCCUCGUGGCGCAGGUCCACGGUAACUCUCUCUUCAUCUUCGGAGGCUACAACGGCCAGGUGGUCCUGAACGACUUCUAUGAGUGGAGAUUCCAGCCGUUGCUGGUCCCACCGCCCACCCUGCAGGAGGACAUGCGGAAGCUGGUGAACAACCGGGAGCUGAGCGACGUGACGUUCAUCGUGGACGGCUUCCCCGUGUACGCCAGCCGCGUUCACCUCGCCCUCCGGUCCGAGCACUUCCGAGCGAUGCUGUACGGGGGCAUGCGGGAGAGCGAGAAGGGCGCGGAGAUCGAGAUCAAGGACGUGUCUCAUGCGGUGUUUCUGAAGCUGCUGGAGUAUCUCUACACGGACACUCUCUCGGACGUUACCGCUAACCAGGCCGUUCACCUUCUCGUCGCGUCCGAGCAGUACCUGCUGGCUCGGCUGAAGACCCUCUGCGAGGAGGCUAUCCGCACGAGCAUUACCGUCGACACCGUUUGCACCAUCUUCCUGCUGGCGCACAAGCACAACGCGGAGGGCCUCAAGGAAAUCGCGCUGGACUUCGUGCUGGACAACAUGGAAGGCGUCAAGGACACGGCGGGCUUCCUGGAGCUCAAGCAGGAGCCCGACCUACUCAUGGAGAUUAUUUUCCGACAGGCUUCGUGAUGUGUGAUUGGUGGAGUAGUUUUUAUGUUGUUGUUUAUCUUGGCUGUUUUUUAUGGAAAGCUGAGCAGCGCGAGCAAAAUUGGCGGUCGCUGUGUAUUUUUGCUCUGGUGUACA